This is a messenger RNA of Oryza brachyantha (malo sina), 1304 nucleotides long. RefSeq lists its product as uncharacterized. Bases 1 to 1056 code for a protein of 351 amino acids. The transcript has 2 exons. The record is from RefSeq and is a predicted model, not a curated record. NCBI's taxonomy places the organism in Eukaryota, Viridiplantae, Streptophyta, Magnoliopsida, Poales, Poaceae.
AUGGUCACCACGACCACGCGCGCACGAAACCCCACUUCCCCUUUCCCCUCCUCUUCCUCCUCCUCGCCCCUCGCCAUGGCCGCCGGGCCGCCACCCGCGGGGUUCUUUUCUUUCCUCAAGCACGGCGUCCUCGUCCCUGCGCGGGGGCGGGGGAUCUUCCUGCCGCUGCUCGCGCUCACCGCCGCGCUCGCGGGGGCGCUCCUCCUCGCCAACUCCCUCGCCGUGCAGCCGCGCGCGGUCGACGUGCUCCUCGACGCCGACGCCCUCAGCCGCGCCGACCCGGCCAGCGCCGCCUACCCGAAGCUCGUCCGGAGGUUCCGCCACGACCUGCGGAGCCUGCUGGUCGACGCCGCUUCCUGCGUCGCCGCCGCGGUGGUCGCCGGGUCGGCGAUCAAGAUCGCCACCGUGUUUGCCGCCGUCGCCGCGUUCUCCGUCUCCGGUGAUGGCGAUGGCGGAGGGGAGCGCCGCGCCACCGUGUCGGGGUUCCUCGCCGCGGCAAAGGGGAACCUUUGGGGCCCCGUCGUCACCAUCGCCUUCGGGUACAUCCUCGAGGUGGUCUGCGUCGCCGCCAUCGUCGCCAUGGCGAUGCUCAUGGUGCCCCUCCUCGAGUACUCCCUGCUGCUCCUCUUCCUCGACGCCAUGGCCGUGCUCCUCGCCGCGCUCUUCCUCGUCUACCUCACCGUCGUCUGCGCGGUGGCCCUCGCCGUGUCGGCCGCGGAGCCCGGGAAGCGCGGCGCCGGCGCGGUGUCCCGCGCGUGGAGGCUCAUGAGCGGCAAGAACGCGCAGGCCGUGGUCUACGUCGUCGCCACGUUCGCGCUCGCCGCCGCCGUCUCUCCGGUGUACACGCUCGCGCUCAGGUGGUGGCCGCGGAGCGCGCCGGCGGGCGCGGCCGCCGGCGUCGCGUACGUGCUGCUGCUCGGCGCCGUCGAGGUGUUCUCCGUCGCCGCCGUCACGGCGUACUACUUCGAGUGCAGGGAGUCGAAGCAGGCGGAGGAAGACAUGGCCGUGGGUCACCACUACACCAAGCUCCCUAACGGCGACGAAGCAAACAUUUGAUUAAUCUGAAUUUUACAUCUCUUCCAAAUUCAUUAAUGUAAGAGUUGAUUUUGAUAGAUGCUACUGAUAUGUUUACAUUGACAUUGCAAAUUUUCUGAUACAAACAUUCAACCAAGAAAACACUACCAUAGUGGAUUGCCAUGUUAUUUACUUGUAUGUAGUGUGCUGAUCUUUACUCAAAUUCACUGUAAAUUUUGUAAACCACACAUAUUCUCAUCACAUAAUAAAUUACGUCCAAAACUAAGAAA